Anguilla anguilla (European eel) is the source of this 4068-nucleotide messenger RNA. RefSeq names its product connector enhancer of kinase suppressor of ras 3-like. The coding region runs from base 227 to 3256 and encodes 1009 amino acids. Gene Ontology annotation, cellular component: membrane; cytoplasm. The record is from RefSeq and is a predicted model, not a curated record. Gene Ontology annotation, molecular function: protein binding. The transcript has 25 exons. Gene Ontology annotation, biological process: regulation of signal transduction. NCBI's taxonomy places the organism in Eukaryota, Metazoa, Chordata, Actinopteri, Anguilliformes, Anguillidae.
UCGUUGAUCACAGACAGGCGCGUUGUCAUUCGCUAGUGUGCGUCGAGGAGGGAGCAUGGAGUAACUUAUUUGUCUUUGAGAGGAGUUCCAGUUUGUUGUGGCUAUGGGAAUAUUUUUAACAUUUGGACAGUGACAAUCAUAUAAUUGAGUGCAGCAAAAGCUGAGUGUGGUGUUUUUCUCAGCAUUGUGAUUUAAAGUGUAUGAGCUGUGUCUGAAGAUACACGACAUGGACGCGAUAACUAAGUGGUCGCCAAAACAAGUUGUGGAUUGGAUGAAAGGCCUGGACGACAGCCUGCAGCAGUAUGUGCAGAACUUUGAGCGAGAGAAGAUCGAUGGGGAACAGCUGCUGAAGAUCUCGCACCAGGACCUGGAGGAGCUGGGCGUGGUCAAAAUCGGACACCAGGAGCUGGUGCUGGAAGCAGUCGACCUGCUGUGUGCCCUGAACUACGGGCUGGAGACGAACACCCUGAGGACCCUGGUGAAGCAGAUGCGGGCGGCCGCCAACGGCCUGCGGGAGUACACCCUGGACCGCAGGAAGAGCCCCUCCUACGACGGCACCACCUCCCGGAAGCCCCCCAACCACUUCCUCACCUCCGUGGUGGGGCUCAUCGGCACUGCAAAGAACCUGCUGGCCUGGCUGGACAGGACGCCCCUGACCGGGAUUAGUGACUUCACCACCACCAAGAACAAAAUCAUUCAGCUGUGCCUGGAACUCACCACCACGGUCCAACAGGACUGCACGGUUUACCAGAUGGAAGAAAAGAUCUUGGAAGUGUCAAAGGUCCUGAACAGCAUCUGUGACCAGACCAUAAGGACCACAUCAGACCCCCUGAAGAGCCAUUCAGCUUGUUUGGAGGAGGUCCGGAUCUCCAACAUCAGACCAGGAGAAGGAUUGGGCAUGUACAUCAAAUCCACCUAUGACGGGCUGCACAUUAUCACCGGCACCACAGAGCAUUCUCCGGCUGACAGAACCUGUAAAGUCCAUGCAGGGGACGAAGUGAUACAGGUCAACCACCAGACAGUGGUGGGCUGGCAGCUGAAAAACCUGGUUGGAAAGCUGAGGGAGGACCCAGGGGGCGUGGUCCUGGUGCUAAAAAAGAGGCCCACUGCGACCUCGGGCUUCACCCCCGCCCCCCUCAAGAACAUGCGCUGGAAGCCCCCCCUCGUCCAGAACAUACCUUCUCUGACUAAAGCCCAGCCUUCACAAGGCUCAGGGGUCAGCUCUGGGAAGAAGGAGAAGCUCGCCAUCCUGGACCUGUACAUCCCUCCUCCACCGUCCGUCCCGUACACCCCACGAGAUGUGAAGACCAGCACGAGUGCUAGCAGCAGCACGAGUGCUAGCACCAGCACGAGGCAGAAGGGGUCGGAGUCGCCCAACUCCUUCUUGGACAAAGAGAACCGGCGGCGCUUCAGCCUCACGGACUACAACAAAAUGGGGAUCGGCCCCGUGGUGGCCGGCGUCCCCAAACCCCAGCUAAGAGAUCGGACCUCCUCACGUGGCAAACCUCGCCCACUCUCAAUGCCAGCGGAUACCUGCGUUGGAGCGGUCGACCCUUUCCCCAGGCCGUGGCCCCAAAGCCGAAGAGCAGGGAUGGAUCUUUAUCGAUACCUGAGCAACGAGCGAAUCCCCACCAUCGCUGAGGAAUCCGCGCCCGCCCCGGUCCGCUUGCGGCCCACCUCACAGCUGCUCCACGGGGUGGACCACAUACGUGGCAGCCGCCUCUUCGUCAACACGGACACGCACAACGUCAGUACGAUCCCUUACCAAGAGGACACCAAGAAGGUCCCCGCUCACUCCCCAUCCACCACUAAGUCGCCCUCGCUACUGGUGUCAGAAUGGCCUCCCCGGUACAUGCCCAGCAGGAGAUACAGCUACCCUGCAGUCAGACCCUGGUCUUUCUCUCAAGCGGCCGCUUUCCCCCUCUCAGUGGCUCCCCCUAUGGCGGCUGAUGGCUAUACCCCUGUUUCCUUGCGACAGAAGUCCAGGAAGAAGAAUAGAGGUGAGACGAGAGCUUCCAAAGUGUUUCUUCAUGACAGGCUCCUCCCCUCGGACUGCAAUGCUCCGAUGAGCCGGAGGAGGAUCUCGGUGAAAGAGCUGGGUCAGCCCGACCACCAGGGCUGGCUCUACAGGAAGCGAGAAGACAAAGGCUUCCUGGGGAUGAAGUGGAAGAAGUACUGGUUUGUGCUGAAGAAGUCCUCGCUCUACUGGUACGCGUGCCCGACGGCUGAAAAGGCUGAAGGAUACAUAAACCUAACGGAUUUCAUGAUUGACCGGGCAAUGGAAUGCAAGAAAAAGUAUGCCAUGAAGGCUUGCCACCCUGAUGUCAUGAUGUUUUACUUCGCAGCAGAGAGCACUGAGGAGAUGAACAGGUGGUUGAAUAAGCUUGGGCUGGCUGCUAUUCUGUAUGACCCAAAUGAUAACACAGGUGAGUGUUACAGUGAAGGGAGUGACCAGGAAGAAGAAGACUCCUCGGAUGCACCUCCUCCCCCGUAUUCAGAGCAGAUGAGCACAGAUUCAGGGAAUGAAACACAGGGCAGCCUUCCCCCGCCUUACUCCUCUGGCCCUCCCAGUGACGCCACUGACUCCACCUCCUCGCCUGUCAGUACUAUGACAUCACAGAGCUCCGCUUCCUCACUGACCAAUCCCAGGCAGUCCUCUCCCGACAUAGUCCCAAAGUCCACGCCCGCUGCUGGAGAGACAUUGGUUUGUUCUGCGCAGAUUCACCGACUGGAUGCCUUGCCUGCUGAAGAUGAGAGGCCAAAUGGGGAGUCUCAAAAGCCCCAGGACACCUCCCUCUCGCAGGAUAACUGCAUAGAGCAAAAUGAGGAGCAGGGGGAGUCGGCUGUAACAGAAUCUAGAGAAGGGGAAGCUGCCUCUGAUGAAAUGGAACAGUUAUACAUUGGCCUGAGAGCCGCCAGCUUAUCACCCAUUGGUCAACGCAAGCCUUCCACUAAGAGGGACUUCAGGAAGUCUUUUAUCAAGCGCUGCAAAAAUAAGAACAUCAACGAAAAGCUGCACCUCAUUCGGACACUGACCAGCACUCUCAAGGCUAGAGAAGCCGACCUGUCGACAAUCGAACAGUUGCUGAGUGACCACUGUCUGACCUCACAAAAAUACAGGGAGUGGAAGGAAGCCAAUGUGCAGCUGCUUCAGGACGUUUCCCAAAGACACCAACUUCUUGUGGGGGAGGAGGAGAAUAAGGGGCAACCCGCAGAGGUGGCCAGAGCUGGCCUUUUCUCUGAGACCAGUGUGUGAGCGCCCUAACUAAAGACACAAAGCAAAGCACCAGAGAAACCCAACACCAUUAUGAACUUUUUUUUAAAACCACUGUUUGUAAAGAAUUUACUAUUUAAUAUGGAGUGUGACUGCCUUGCUAGGACUUACAUGACUUUAAUCGUGGAUAUGUUUGAAGCUUAAUGGCUUCGGUUCAAACCCAACCAAGGAGGCUGGAAGACAAACGACUUCAUUCCUCUGUUCUAUUUAGGGCACUUUUUCUUGAACUUCACCUGCAUGUGUUUUGUGUUCAUGUUGUGCCUUCAAAUGAACGUGGUCUCCCCAGUUUAUGUUCUCUUUGUUUUUGAUGAUCACUGUAAAAUUGAGAGAAUUUCAACCAAUGUGCAGUUUCUUCUUUUCAUAAGUAAACUUAAUUUAAUCAAUAGAUAUUGAUUAAAGUACAACCACCACAACUGAAAACACUGUAAAGAGAAAUGUUGUAAUAGGCUAUGGACAGUUAUGGACAGUGCUGCGUUCCCUUGCAGUGCUGUCAAGUGUUACAAAAUGUCACUACUAUGAGAAAGGAAAACUAAUAACGUACAAGUGGAAAACAAUUAAACUUUAACAGCAAUAUGGCAUAUUUUGCCUUGAGGGAUUUCAAGCGUUCUAUCAUUGGUAAAUCCGUUUAAAAAUAUGCAACUUUAAUAUUGUAAAUAAACGUGCGUUGCUGUAGACGACGCCAAAACAUGUGUAGUUCCUGUUUUUUUUUUGGAAAAAAAUGCAUUAGUAAAUACUCUACAGAACUGAUGUUUUGUAACGACAGUACAAUAAAAUGUAUAUCAGUAAAUGUUUGA